CAGUUGCGCAGCAACUAACACAACGUUCAAUUUUUUCGCUCGUUUCCCGCGCUUCUUUCAUGUAGUAUUUCUGGAUGCGAACUUGUGUGAAAGGUACAACGAUUUUCAAGAAAAGUAUUUAUGCAUUACAGAUGCAACAUCGAAUGUCAUUUUAUUCAUCAACAAUUUGAUGCACUGAGCGAAAGCGCUUCCUUAAAUUCACCGUUCAAUUCAGAAAACAUUUUUUUGCCAGAGAGUUAUUUGACAAUGAAUAGUGAUCAAGGAGAUUUACUUAACACUCCACGACGAGCUCAAAAAUGUCUCUUUGCUCCAUCCAAUGGCAAUUCCUGCAAAAAGAAUGCAUCUCAAGAUUCAAACUGUGGCAGAGAUGCAAUUUCAGGAGAAGAUUCAGAUUUGGGACCUAUGUCGCCAUUAGCUCUUACCGAUCGAAGUCCAAGUCUUAGUGACAGUUCUUCAGGAAGAGAAUUCAUCUCACCAUUUGUGACACCUGAAAAAUCUUUUUCUGAUUCAUCUGUAUUUUGGGAUCGCUUAAUAUCAAAGCGUAGUAAGGAUCAUAUGUCGCCUUUCAGUUCACUCAAGAAAACCACUAGAGCUGCUAGAUAUUCGCCAAGAUGUAAACUUACUAGCAACUCAAAAUCAUUGCCAUCUUCUCCACGCAAAUUGAUAGAACCAUCAACGCCACAGCGCUCAAAGAUAAUGAGUGUGACAAUGGAUGAAAUAGUACCAGAAACGCCUCAACGAAGUUUUGCCACAGAAAUACAGAAUCAGAGCAUCACAGAGACACCUCGAAAAAGCAGAACUCCAGAAUGUAGGCAGAUAACACCUUUGAAUUCCAUAAGUAGGACAGCUCCAUUACCAAAACUUCACAGACGAAAGUCUUUUAGUGGGCUUGAAAUGAACGAGAAUUUAUCACCCGAACAAAAAGAGAAUACUUUGAAGAGGCGCGCACACGAUCAAUUGACAGUGAAACCGGCGAAAUUAUUGAAGACGGAUGAUAUUUCUGUGCCUAGAGCAAGAGCAGCGUUGUUUCAAGAGAGAAAGAGCGAAUCUAACAACUUGAAGAAUAUUUCAUUAAGUACUAAAUCAUUUUAUAGUAGCAACGCGAAGACCGAGCGGCCUUUUGUUUUCGGUAAUUUUAGCGAUGUUAAAAGAAGACGAAGUUUGCCGGCGCAGAACAUGAACAGACGUUCGUUAUUAAAGAAGCAGAAGUUCGGUAAAAUAAAUGCCGGCGUGUAUCACGGAAUCAAAAAAUUAAAGAAGCCUAAAGCAAAACCAGAGGUAUUGAAGAAAGAAGAGCAUGUUGCACAGAAUGCCACUUCAAACAAGAGUCCAUCCACAAAUGAAGUUCAGAUGAAUGCAAUUGUGGAAAAAGCCCCUUCACCAGAAAUUGAUGAGAGUAAACGAUUUUUCAAAACUAAGAGAUUGAACAGGUCGAAUCACGCUGUUACUGUGAUGAAUCAGAAGCACAUUCUUGCCACAAAUGUGCGUAAGCAACAAGUGAAAAAUACAGAUAUCUGUUUGGAUACUACAGAUCUAACUGUGGAUGAACCAGAGAUUGAAGCUACAUUAGAACAAGAUAAAGUUAAUAAUCUCUUGAAAAUAUUGGGGGAUGAUUGGGCGGACGAUGAUUAUGAUACAAUGGAAACAUUGACCAAUAAUACAACAAAUAUGAUUUCUCCGCUAAAACCAACGAAAAUGUCAGUCGAAAACGCGAUUAUGUCUCCAGCUACUGAACUCAGUAAUAUGACUUUGACCAUGAACAUAAAGGAUGUUACUUCUGUGACAAACUUUGGAAAUCUUUCGCUUGAUAAUACAGACAGUAAUAAAGAUGUAAAAACUGAUGAAAAUGAUAAAGGAUAUUUUCCAUUGUUCAACAAAGGAUAUUCUGCAUCUAAUAAUAUUUUCGAAGAAACAAAUAAUGUGAAUGCUACAAAAUCAACAAAAAAGAAUAUGAAAUGGCAAUUGUCUACAAAAGGUGGUGGUGCAGAAGAUCAAUAUCAAUUAGAUGCUGGUCAAAAAUCUUUUGGUGCCACUCAAUGCUCGGAAUGCAACAUUGUGUACCAGUUAGGCAAUCCUGAAGAUGAAAACGCUCAUUUAAAUUAUCAUAAUAGUGUACGGACUUUAAAAUUCCAGGGAUGGAAGAACGAGCGUAUUAUAAUGGAAGAUCCUUUUACAUCUAGCAGAAUAAUCUUGGUCGAGCCACGUGAUUCGAAACAAUAUUGGAAGAAAGUAUCGGAAAUUUUGGCCGUUGUAGAUAGAGAUUUGGGAUUAGCGGAUAUGAGUAUGUCAGAUUAUCAGGGCAAAAAGGUCUUGUUGUACAUACGCGAGAAAAACGUUCUUGGAAUAUUGGUAGCAGAACGUAUCCAAACGGCAUUUCGUAUGAUUCCUGAGCUAAUCGAGUUGGACUGUUGUACUGCUGAAUGCUCACCUGCGAAAUGCGGCAUAAACGUUGUCUGGACAGCGAUGAGUCAUCGUAAACAGGGUAUAGCCACUAAACUUGUUGAUACUUUGAGAUCGAAAUUCUUCUAUGGUUAUGUGCUGUCGUUGGAUGAUAUAGCGUUUUCGAUACCGACUCCGAGCGGUAAAAUCUUCGCCGAGAAAUACACGAAAACACGAAAUUUUAAAGUAUACAAUUAACUCUACUUCAUUUGGACUUCAAUACUUUUGUAAUGUUUUUU
Molecule: messenger RNA, 2678 nt
Organism: Camponotus floridanus (Florida carpenter ant)
Lineage: Eukaryota; Metazoa; Arthropoda; Insecta; Hymenoptera; Formicidae
Gene: eco
Product: N-acetyltransferase ESCO1
Exons: 6
Coding region: 121-2637 (838 amino acids)
Biological process (GO): mitotic sister chromatid cohesion
Cellular component (GO): chromatin; nucleus
Molecular function (GO): protein-lysine-acetyltransferase activity
Source: RefSeq, a predicted model, not a curated record